This is a messenger RNA of Lachancea nothofagi CBS 11611, 1692 nucleotides long. Lineage: Eukaryota; Fungi; Ascomycota; Saccharomycetes; Saccharomycetales; Saccharomycetaceae. The record is from the annotation of a GenBank genome assembly.
AUGGGGUGUUGUUGUAGUUGUUUGAGUGAUGCCAGCGAUGAUGCUAGCGUGCUUCCCAUUGCAGAUAACGAGCGCGAAGCGGUAACUUCUUUGCUCGGGUAUCUUGAGGAUAAGGACCGGUUUGAUUUUUACAGCGGUGGUCCGCUUAAAGCGCUCACUACAUUGGUGUACUCGGACAAUCUGAACUUACAACGCAGCGCAGCGCUAGCGUUUGCAGAAAUUACUGAAAAGUACGUGCGACCCGUAAAUCGGGAAGUGCUGGAACCCAUUCUGAUCUUGUUGCAGAGCAGCGACUCCCAAAUCCAGGUUGCUGCCUGUGCAGCACUCGGUAAUCUCGCCGUAAACAACGAAAACAAAAUCUUGAUUGUCGACAUGGGCGGUCUAGAGCCUCUAAUCACGCAGAUGAUGAGCAGCAAUGUCGAGGUACAGUGCAACGCGGUCGGUUGCAUCACUAACUUGGCCACGCAGGACGAUAACAAAGCCAAGAUUGCAAUUUCGGGUGCACUUGUGCCGCUCACCAAGCUUGCCAAGUCUAAAAACAUCCGGGUUCAGAGAAACGCCACCGGUGCAUUGCUCAACAUGACACAUUCGGGUGAAAAUAGACGUGAACUUGUCAAUGCUGGUGCGGUACCGGUCUUGGUAUCUUUGUUAUCCUCUGUUGAUGCCGAUGUGCAGUACUAUUGUACAACUGCGCUUUCCAAUAUUGCGGUUGAUGAAUCAAAUCGUAAAAAGCUUUCGCAAACGGAGCCCAGGUUGGUUUCCAAACUAGUCGCGCUCAUGGAUUCUCCCUCAGCACGCGUAAAGUGUCAGGCCACAUUAGCUUUGAGAAACCUUGCUUCCGACACAGGAUAUCAAUUAGAGAUUGUGCGUGCCGGCGGCCUUCCUCAUUUGGCCAAGCUUAUUCAAAGUGACUCAAUGCCUUUAGUGCUGGCCAGCGUGGCGUGUAUCAGGAACAUAUCCAUUCACCCACUAAAUGAAGGACUGAUAGUUGAUGCGGGCUUCUUGAAACCUUUGGUCAAGCUAUUGGAUUUCAAAGCUUCAGAAGAGAUUCAAUGUCAUGCAGUUUCAACGUUGAGAAAUUUGGCAGCAUCUUCAGAGAAGAAUAGACAAGAAUUUUUCGAAAGUGGAGCUGUCGAAAAAUGCAAAGAACUGGCUCUUGACUCUCCAAUGAGUGUUCAAAGCGAAAUUUCCGCUUGUUUCGCCAUUUUAGCGUUGGCAGACAAUUCUAAAAUUGAUCUCUUGGAUUCAAACAUUUUAGAGGCUCUCAUACCAAUGACUUUUUCUAAAAACCAAGAAGUUUCAGGUAAUGCUGCCGCGGCUUUGGCCAAUUUAUGCUCAAGAAUUAACAAUUAUACCAGAAUUGCGGAAUCGUGGGAAACGCCCGGGGAUGGUAUUCGUGGAUUCUUGAUAAGAUUUCUGCGCAGUGAAUAUCCGACGUUUGAACAUAUUGCGCUCUGGACCAUUUUGCAACUAUUGGAAAGCCAUGACGAGACGAUUUUCAAACUCAUCAAGGAUAACAAGGAAAUAAUUAGGAGCAUAAGGCACUUGUCAGACGUGAACUUCGAGAGUGCUCAAAAGGCUUCCGUUGCCAUGAACUCUCAAAGCGGGUCGGGCUCAGCUUCUGAUCAAUUCGACAAUGCUAGCCUCGAGCUCUACAACAUCACGCAGCAAAUCAUUCAAUUUAUAGAUUGA